Cornus florida is the source of this 1890-nucleotide messenger RNA. RefSeq lists its product as uncharacterized. The record is from RefSeq and is a predicted model, not a curated record. The coding region runs from base 1 to 1608 and encodes 535 amino acids. The transcript is spliced from 7 exons. Gene Ontology annotation, molecular function: ubiquitin protein ligase activity; ubiquitin conjugating enzyme binding; zinc ion binding. Gene Ontology annotation, biological process: positive regulation of proteasomal ubiquitin-dependent protein catabolic process; protein polyubiquitination; ubiquitin-dependent protein catabolic process. Gene Ontology annotation, cellular component: ubiquitin ligase complex; cytoplasm. NCBI's taxonomy places the organism in Eukaryota, Viridiplantae, Streptophyta, Magnoliopsida, Cornales, Cornaceae.
AUGGAUACUGGCAGCAAGGACAAACCUGCAAGUACGAAAUCUAGCAGCAAGUAUCACUCUAAAUGGAGUAUAUUGGUAGAACAUCAUGUGCAGCCAGAUUUACUUGCUAUGGAGUCCAUAUAUGGAGCCAAUGCCUUUAUUCUCAACAGACAGGGAGGACUACGAUCUUUUCAGAUUCAUAUACACAUUGAAGAUCCACAGGAACUUACUAUCUCUGCAAAGCUAAAUUCAUCUAGUGAUCUUGAGACAAAAAGUGAUGGUUCGGCUGAGUUCUCAUACUCUUUCAAAGUCCAGUACCUUACUCCAAUUGUGCUGACAUGUUUAUUACCUAAAUCAUACCCGAGUCAUAUCCCUCCUCAUUUUAUAAUUUCCGUUCAGUGGCUGAAUCAUGUUAAGAUUUCCAGUCUUCGCUCCAUGUUGGAUUCGAUUUGGAUGGACCAAACAGGGCAGGAAGUUAUAUACCAAUGGGUGGAAUGGCUACAUAGUUCGUCUCUUUCUUAUCUCAGUUUCAAUAAAGAAUUAAUUCUUGGUCCAUGUGGGGUGAGAUAUAGUGGAGAUAGGCGUGCAGUUUCAGGAAGCAUAUCCCCAGAUGUUGACAUUCCUUUAAUGAAGAGUUACAACGAUGAGCAGCUCCUUGCAAACUUUGGCAAGAAUUGGCAUGAAUGUUGCAUAUGCUUUAGUGAGUAUGCAGGGACAGAAUUCAUUAGAUUGCCAUGCCAACACUUCUUCUGUUGGAAAUGCAUGAAAACUUACUCUGGUAUGCAUGUAAAGGAGGGGACAAUAAGCAAGCUUCAGUGUCCUGAUGCAAAAUGUGGGGGUAUGGUUCCACCUGGUGUAUUGAAACAAUUGCUUGGUGAUGAGGAAUUUGAACGUUGGGAGUUGUUAAUGUUACAGAAAACACUCGAGUCAAUGUCUGAUGUAACCUAUUGCCCGAGAUGUGAAACAGCCUGCAUAGAAGAUGGAGAGCAACAUGCACAAUGCUCAAAGUGCUACUAUAGCUUUUGUACGCUUUGCAGGGAGCGACGUCAUGUAGGAAUUGCAUGUAUAACACCAGAACUGAAGCUUCGUAUCUUGCAGGAACGACAGAAUUCAUCUCAAUUGGAGGAUAAACAAAAGCAUCGUGAGCGCGAAAUGAUGAACGAUAUUCUUAGCGUCAGGGAAAUACUUGGUUUUGCUAAGCAAUGUCCAUCUUGUAAGAUGGCUAUCUCACGAACUUUUGGUUGCAACGAGAUGGCAUGCGAAAAUUGUGGGCAGACAUUCUGCUACCGCUGUAAUAAGGCGAUUGGUGUUGGUCGAAAUGGUCGAAAUGAUCACUUCAAGGGUGGGGGCUGUGAGCAGUUCUCACAGGCAACGUUUCUGCAUUGGGGAGAGGGAAUUAAUCUCCGCCAUGUGAUAGGCCAGGUGCUAGGUCGGAAUCAUGCUGAACUUGUUGCUGAUCGUGGUCAUUCAUGCCCUAAUUGUGGUCAAGUUAAUGUAAAGAUUGGAAAUAACAAUCACAUCUUUUGCUCGGGGUGCCAAAACCCCUAUUGUUACUUAUGUAAAAAGAUCGUGAGGCGCGGUUCUCAACAUUAUGGCUCUAAGGGCUGCAAACAGUACUCGGUGGGAUAGCUCGGACUACAACAAGCGGACUUUUUCUAAUGAUUCCUUUGUUGAUAUUUAUGUUAAUGACUCCUUUGUUGAUAUUUAUGUUAAUAAUGUUAUUUACUUCAUGGUCAUUUAGUUUCAAUUGUUGUAUUGGAAAUGUUGGAAUACUCAUAUUUUACUGUUUUAUCUGACAAUUGUGUCCUUUGUGAAAGGUUGUGGCCCUUGUGGGGUAGCUUCGGGAUAUCACAACCAGACUUUUUCUAAUGACUCUUUGUUGAUAUCUAUGUUAAUGGACUCCCUUGUUAA